AGUGCGCCUGAGGCGCAUCUUGGGGAGCCACCCCCACUAGCCAUGUUGGAAGAUCCACACAAGAUAACAAAUGCAACCGUCAGCUUUUUCUUUGUCUCCUGUUAUUUCUUGGCCAAUUUAUUCCAUUUUAGCAAGUGAGAACAUGAGAUAGAAGACGAACACGAAGCUUCCUUUUUUCAUUCAGUUGAAAUCUCUCAAUGAUUGUUGCAUAUCAUCAAAUCUUCACUGUCUCUAUUCAAUUCAGUCCCUUACCCAAUAAAAUUUGACAUAGGUGCUGCCCUUUUCCUUCAGGCAUUCCAGAGAGAAAAUUCUGGGUUUUUCCACCGUUGGAGCUGUUCGUCAGAAAACCUAGUUCGGAUCAGUCGAAGUGCACGUAAACUGGUCCAGACAUUUUAGUUCAAAAAAAUAGUGUUUUCCUUGGGUACAUGAUAGUGGGAUAGAGGCAUGACAAUAUCUUUCCACUCUCUGAAUUACCCUUAUCAUACAUUUGGCUAUGUGAAUAAGAAUAGAAUUAGCCAGUAUUCAACAAGGACAAAUCCAGCUUUAGCCAUUCCUCCUCCAUCUUCAAUUCUCCUACAAAAUGAUGAGAGUGGAAAUUUAUUGGACUCCAACAAAAUACCUGGUUCAAAUGCAGCUUGCGAUUCUGUUGGUACUUCCCUACUCAAUCAUGAUAAUACAGUAGGAAUCAUCGGAGGCGUAUCUAUUCAUUCCACUCUAAAUUUCUUGAAAAAACUUGUUCAUUGGAGUACCAAAGUAGGAGAUGAUUGCCCUCCAUUUGUUCUUUGCUCUAAUCCUGCACCAAGCAUAAGUGAGGGUUUCCAAACGGAUUGCGCUCCAUUGGAAAACCUGAGGCGUGAACGGGUUUUUCUUGAGAAGUCUGGAGCCAGGUGUAUAGUAAUGCCUUGUCACGUAUCGCACACGUGGCACGAUGAAGUUUCAAGGGGAUGUUCUGUUCCUUUCCUUCACAUGGGUGAAUGUGUGGCUAGGGAGCUUAAGGAAGCAAAUUUGAGGCCAGUUGAAACAGGAAGCCCUCUGCGGAUUGGGGUACUUGCCGCUGAUGCAGUGCUGAAGACAGAUUUUUAUCAGGAGAAACUCCGGAAUGAGGGUUUUGAGGUUGUGCUGCCUGACAAAGCAACUAUUGAACAUACUGUAAUUCCUGCAGUUGAAGCUUUAAACAGAAGGGAUAUGGAAGGGGCACGGAACCUGUUAAGAAUCGCGCUACAAGUUCUUCUGCUUAGGGCCGUGCAUACUGUCAUCCUCGCGUCGGAUAACAUGCGGGAGCUGUUGCCUCAUGAUGAUCCAAUUCUUAAGAAAUGUGUUGAUCCAUUGGAUGCUUUAGCAAGGUCAACUAUUAAGUGGACUCGAUCUGCUCAAAAAGGACAGCAGUUGGUGUCAUAUUUGAAGUAGAAACAUUCCCAAAUUCCAUGGCAGUCCGAGACCUCACCUUCUUCAGUUCUGUGAAUCAAAGUAACAGAAUUAUCAAACAGAUGGAAGUCUUUUCGCUUGCCACCAUGCUUAGACUUACUAUGGCAUCAAGAAUGGCACCACAGGAAUUUGUGUCGCAUGAGUGACGUGUCUGCAUGAGGUUUUGCAUUCAGCUAAUGCCUCAGUCACCAAGAUUUGUAUAGGUGACGAGUAGAAAAUUCAUUCAUUAACAAAUAGGAGUACCAUUUAAACCUUUUAAA
Molecule: messenger RNA, 1685 nt
Organism: Rhododendron vialii
Lineage: Eukaryota; Viridiplantae; Streptophyta; Magnoliopsida; Ericales; Ericaceae
Exons: 3
Coding region: 445-1407 (320 amino acids)
Source: RefSeq, a predicted model, not a curated record